Molecule: messenger RNA, 1124 nt
Organism: Rhinichthys klamathensis goyatoka
Lineage: Eukaryota; Metazoa; Chordata; Actinopteri; Cypriniformes; Leuciscidae
Product: transcription factor 4-like
Exons: 8
Coding region: 180-1109 (309 amino acids)
Biological process (GO): regulation of transcription by RNA polymerase II
Cellular component (GO): transcription regulator complex
Molecular function (GO): RNA polymerase II cis-regulatory region sequence-specific DNA binding; DNA-binding transcription factor activity, RNA polymerase II-specific
Source: RefSeq, a predicted model, not a curated record
GACGUCAGGAAUCUUCUUCUCGUUUGCAUAUUCAGCACGAUCAGGCCGGCCAUAUGGGAAAAUGCAACUGCAGGAAUUGUUGUGAAAAAAGGGGGACAGCGAGUUUGAACACAAAGUUGUUUGAGAGCGUCUGAAGCGGAUAACACACACACACACACACACACUAGAGGAACAGAAGCAUGUAUUGUGCGUACACCAUCCCGGGAGUGAGCAGCGGAUCAUUCAUGUACUACUAUAAUGGAAAAGCGGUAUACGCCCCGUCUGCCAGCACUGCCGAUUAUAACCGAGACUCACCGGGUUACCCGUCCUCUAAAGCACCGGGCAGCAGCUUUCCCAGCUCCUUCUUUAUGCCAGAUGGUCAUCACAGUACAGACCCAUGGAGCUCCUCCGGCAGUAUGAACCAGCCCGGAUACAACAGCAUGCUGGGAAACUCCACACACAGCGCUCAGAGCAGCAGCUACUGCGGCCUUCACCCACACGAGAGACUCAGUUACCCGUCACACUCGUCGGCUGAGAUUAACCCCAGUCUUCCUCCCAUGUCCAGCUUCCAUCGGAGCGGCGGGUCGAAUCACUACAGCACGGCGUCUUGCUCCGCAACCACUAACGGGACAGAAAGCGUCAUGGCGAAUCGAUCGUCGAGCGGAGCAGGGACGAGUUCGCAGACGGGAGACGCGUUAGGAAAGGCCCUGGCUUCAGUGAGUCAACAGAUCUAUUCCCCCGACCACACCAAUAACAGCUUCUCAUCCAACCCGUCCACUCCUGUGGGAUCACCUCCGUCGCUUACAGCUGCCAGUACGGCCGUCUGGUCCAGAAACGGUCAGGGAUCUUCAUCUCCCAGUUACGAGCCGCCACUGCACUCACUGCAAAGUCGUAUCGAGGACAGAUUGGAGCGCCUGGACGAUGCGAUCCACGUGUUGCGGAGUCACGCGGUCGGCCCGUCCACAGCGAUGCCCGGCGCUCACGCGGACAUGCACGCAUUGAUCCCUCCAUCACACUCGCACAACGGGGCCAUGAGCGGAUACAGCGCAGGACUGCUGCCGUCCAACAGACACUCGCUCAUGGUAAGAACCACUGGUCUUUGCUUAUUGGCUGCUGAUGAACCUGUGUAGGUUUGUAACUAAUUU